CGCCAUCCGUAGUCUAAAGACUAAGGUCGUUGUUACAACGCGUUCUAAUCAAUUGAAUUAUUAUUUUGAAUUAUUGAAUCUAAACAGAAUUUAAAUAAAAAUCUACAUUAUAAAGAAUUUUCGAAAUCAAAUACUGACAUGGUACAAGACAGGAUUUUGGUAAAAUGUGGAGGCUUUACCUCACAACUUGUAAAAUAUGUUGGAAAUAAAGUCGACGGAGAUCCUCUAUGGGGUUCACGUUUCGAUUUGGAAAAUCCAGAGGCCGUGAUUAGAACACAUUUGGACUUUCUGGAAAAUGGAGCCCAAAUCAUUUCAUCGAAUACAUAUCAAGCCAGUGUCGAAGGUUAUAUGAAAUAUUUGAACCUCAACAGAGAUCAAAGUAUUCAACUUAUACGCAAAAGUGUUAAAUUGGCCAAAGAAGCCAGAGAAAGAUAUCUAGAUAAUCUCAAAGCCACAAGUGGGGCUUGCAAUGAAACCAUUUUGGUUAUGGGUGCUGUGGGACCCUAUGGCGCUGUCUUACAUGAUGGUUCCGAGUAUUCCGGAAAUUACACAGAUAUAAUAACCAAAGAAGAAUUACAAAAUUUCCAUCGCACACGCAUAGAUGCAUUACUGGCCGAAAAUGUUGAUGGUUUAGCCAUUGAAACUAUGCCAAGUCAAAAAGAAGCCGAAGCUGUUACAGAAAUGCUUCUCAAAGAUUAUGCCAAUGUUAAAUUUUGGAUAUCAUUUCAAUGUAAAGAUGAUCAACAUUUAGCCCACGGUGAAAAGUUUGCCAACGCUGCUAAAACCGUAUGGGAUAUGGUAAGAAGGCAAUAUGGUGCUAAGGCGCGUGAAUAUAUUUAUGGAAUUGGUGUGAAUUGUGUUAAUCCCAAGUUUGUCUCGAAUCUCUUCAAAUCCUUACACAGUCUACUGGGUAAUGAAGAUAUUCCCCCAUUGAUGGUCUACAGUAAUAGUGGCGAAAUAUAUGACACAUCUAAAGGCGAAUGGACUGGCCGAGACAAUUGUAUACCCAUGAAAAUGUUUGUUCGUGAAUGGAUACGUUUGGGAGCUUCAAUAAUUGGCGGGUGCUGUCGUGUAUAUCCCGAAGAUAUUUACCAAGUACGGCACUUAAUCAAUAGCUUUUCGAAUUAAUUACAUAAUUAAAGAGUACUUUAGCAAAUAAAGAUUUAUACUGAAAGCUUGUACAAAAAAGUUUUAAAAUAAAAAUAAAUAUUUUUUGGAUGCAGAUUGCCGGCGUCAUGGAAUGAGCCACAAUUCGUUUAUGUUAAUGUUGUAUUUCUAUUUUUUUAUUCAGUUACCUAAGGGAUACAUUACACUUCAGUGACAACGCAUAUAAUAAAUGAAUUUAUAU
Messenger RNA from Musca domestica (house fly), 1348 nucleotides. RefSeq lists its product as uncharacterized. The transcript is spliced from 4 exons. Lineage: Eukaryota; Metazoa; Arthropoda; Insecta; Diptera; Muscidae. Bases 139 to 1128 code for a protein of 329 amino acids. Gene Ontology annotation, molecular function: zinc ion binding; S-adenosylmethionine-homocysteine S-methyltransferase activity. The record is from RefSeq and is a predicted model, not a curated record. Gene Ontology annotation, biological process: S-methylmethionine cycle.